AUGCCAUCGCGUCAGCCUCCGCCAUAUCAGCCGCCGAGUAACGCCUUCUCGCCUUCGUACGGUUCGCCUUCUCCUUCGUUUCUACCAAAUAUGUCGUCUCAAUUAUCGCAGACUCAGUUCAAACGACAGACACAAUACUCAGGUGGCACUCAGUCGCCUGUCAAUUCUCCACAUUUUGCAUCUGUGUCUUUACCCCGUGCAAACAGUCCUCCAAAUGGAGCUGGCGUCAAUGGCUUCUACAGUGCACCAGCUGCUCCAGGCUCGAUGGGUCCUCCAUCCAGACCUGCUGAUAAGGCAACCGACAUCCGUACCCUGGAAGACCCUUUGGCUGGCACUGGAGUCAAUCUGGACGAAGAGGAGCGUAAUUUGACCAGUUCCACCUACUACUCGCAACAACAAGGGGCAAAUACAUCAUUUGGUUCUCAAGGUACGACUUUUGGUCCUGGUUCCGGCGCUGGUAGCUUCGAGCGACCUGGAUCGAGUGGAUAUCAGAAUGGCAAUGAAGAGAACGCGGAGGAUAUGCAACGGAGAGGACAGGCUGAAGCGGAUUUUAGCGCUGGAAGAUGGGCCCAACAUCCAUUGUGGGAUGCGUUUCUCCAGGGUGAUUCUUUGGGCAAGAGACUAGAUAAAUGGUCCUACGAAAAUGGCAUCAAAUCACCCAAAGACGGGCUUUUCUAUGCCACCAAAGGACAAACGAGACCACAGACAACGCGGGUCACUGGUCAUGACGGUGCUUCACUGAUUAUUGAUCGCGGACAAACUAUUAUAAGUACCGAGUCUGGCGACGUGUUGGGUGAUAUUAUGAAGUUGGUAUCUCUGGCUACUAGGGACAGGAUCACCGGCCUUCUUGAUCAUUCUGCCCGCCUCGCUUGUGAGCGGCGUGAUCAUUCUGCCGGGCGUGUUCCCACAGAUUGGAAGGCUGUUGCAAUCACCCCUCCUGCUCCGUCUAUCGUGUCUCAGUCUGCUGUCAAUGCUGCGGCACCUACUUCUCUGAAAAGAACGUUCUCACAGAUGGAUGAAGAACAGCCUGCGAGCACCGCCCACCAAAUUGUCUCGGUUUUUCAGAAAGUUUCCAAUGCGAAUCGUGCUUCGGAGCAAGCUCGGCUUGCUAAGCGUGCCAAACGUGGUGCAGGGAAGCCUGCAGACAUAGGCGCUGCUAAUGGUGCUGCUACGCCAAGUGGUGCUCAGACCCCCGUCGCUGCUCCGGCUGAGCCGCCAAAGCGAUUGACUAAGAAGGAUAAGAAAGCUGCCGAGACCAAGUUAAGUGGUGCACAACAGCAGAAAUCCGCGAACGAGACGGCAAGAAUGGCGAUGGGCUUGGGCUCUUCGAACAAGUUCAAGAAGUACUCCUGGCUACAGAACGGUGGUGCAGCAUCGCCAGCUGCAAGUCCAGGACCGACACCAAAUAGGAGUAACGCUGGCCUCAGCAGCACAGCUUCUACCUUGGGCAGUGUUCGGACUGGACCGUCGGCAGGGCGAGGUAAACAGUUCGGUGAAUGGGAUGAAAACGACGAUCGCGCUGUUCAGGCACGAGAUGUGUUGUUAGUGCUCGAGACUGACGGCAAGGCUAUUAAAGCUCUUAGUAAGGGCUACAACACGCCGGAAAAGCCAGAGAAGAGAUGA
Messenger RNA from Endocarpon pusillum Z07020, 1623 nucleotides. RefSeq lists its product as uncharacterized. Gene Ontology annotation, cellular component: transcription factor TFIID complex. Gene Ontology annotation, biological process: DNA-templated transcription initiation. The coding region runs from base 1 to 1623 and encodes 540 amino acids. NCBI's taxonomy places the organism in Eukaryota, Fungi, Ascomycota, Eurotiomycetes, Verrucariales, Verrucariaceae. The transcript has 2 exons. The record is from RefSeq and is a predicted model, not a curated record.